This is a messenger RNA of Lycium ferocissimum, 1218 nucleotides long. RefSeq names its product spermidine hydroxycinnamoyl transferase-like. The transcript has a single exon. Gene Ontology annotation, molecular function: acyltransferase activity, transferring groups other than amino-acyl groups. The record is from RefSeq and is a predicted model, not a curated record. The annotation marks the transcript as partial. Lineage: Eukaryota; Viridiplantae; Streptophyta; Magnoliopsida; Solanales; Solanaceae.
GAUGAACUCCCAUUGUUGUUUGUGCAACUUACUAAGUUCCAGUGUGGUGCCAUUGCUCUCAGUUUUGCAAUCUCACAUGCUAUGGUUGAUGGCCAAAGUGCUCUCUAUUUUCUCUCCGAAUGGGCUAGGCUUGCUCGCGGAGAGCCGUUGAUGUCUGAUCCUUUUCAUGAUCGGAAAGUUCUCCGAGCCGGCGAACCUGCCACCGCACCUCCAACUUUUGAGCAUUUACAGUUUAAUCCACCACCACUUUUAAUUGGCAAGUCCGACAGUGAUUUCGAGAAGAAAAUUGUAACGAAAGGGUCUAUGCUAAAACUUACUAAAAACCAAGUAGAAUUGUUGAGAGAAAAAACGAACCAGGGAAGAAACUUAGAGGAUAAUAAAGAGCGUAGUUACACACGUUAUGAAGUUGUGACUUCUCAUGUAUGGAGAUGUGCAUGCAAGGCAAGAGGUCAUAAAUUUGAGCAACCUACUAAUUUAUGCAUUUGUGUUAACAUACGCAAAAGAAUGCAACCACCUUUGCCUGAAUCCUACUUUGGCAAUGCCAUCGUUGAUGUCAUCACUACCGGAGUCUCGGGCGACAUCGCCUCAAGGCCAUUGGAGUAUGCUGCUAGAAGGGUUAGGGAAGCCAUUGAAAUGGUGACAAGUGAUUAUGCAAACUCGACGAUUAAUUUCUUGAAAAAUCAAGAGGAUUUGUCGAAGUAUCAAGAUAUUCAUGCAUAUAGAAGCACAGAGGGUCCUUUCUAUGGGAACCCUAAUCUUGGAGUCAUAAGCUGGAUAAGUUUGCCACUGUUAGGGUUGGAUUUUGGGUGGGGAAAAGAGAUUCAUAUGAGUCCUGGAACUCAUGAAUAUGAUGGUGACUGUGUCAUACUCCCAGGGAGUGAAGGGGAUGGAUCUUUGACUGUUGCAAUCAUUCUUCAAGAUGCUCAUGUGGAAGCUUUCAAGAAAUUCUUCUAUGAAGACAUUGAGUGUUGAAAAUAAUGCUUUAUGAGAAGAAAGGAACAAAUUAAAAACAUGUAACUUUUCCUAUAUUAGCCAUAUAUAGCCAAGCAAAAUAAACUCUUUAAUUAUCUCCAUAAUUACUUGAAUAUAUUUCUUUUCUAACGGAUUUCUCAAAUGCUUAUUUAACACUCGUAAUUGUAUGAAUAAUAUAAUAGUUCGCAAAUGGUUUAAGCACAGUCAAUAAUUUAAACUGGAACUAUAUAUGAUGCAAUUAUAUUU